CUGGGCUUAUCCCCUCCUCCGUCUGCGCCGUACGAUAGAUACUCCUACAAUACUCCUACUCGUCCUCCGAGAUUGUUCACUGGGAGGAUCUAACGACGAUAUGAUGGCGCCCUGACUUCGCAACUACUAGACUAUCAACUAAACCUUCUGUGUUGUCCGGAGACCAGUAUCGUAGCCUUACUAGCCCGUCGCAAACAUGCGCUUCUUGGGUCCCCCUUCGCCUCGUGUAGCAGCACUGAGCCUGGCCUUCCAGUGGCUCUGCAAUGCUGAGGAAGUCCGCACAAGUUGCGCAUCCGAUGCUUUCACCUCCAGCAAACAAUCACCUCACUACUACCUGAACAGAUCGAUCGACGAGAACCUCUCGUGUCUACCACCACUGGACCCCGUAACCACCAUCACUCCUGAUCUGUACUUCGCAAAUAUACCAUGCCUGGACUGUCCCGUCGUUCUGACAGGACCCAAAGGGGAGACAUAUGAAUCUGUCACAAGGAACUCGCUGUUGUACAAUAUCUCCUUGUCGAACGACCGAUCCCAACUACUUCUAAAUGACGUGCCCGUAUUUCCCGCCCUUGCCUCUCCAUCGAAAUAUCUAAGGCUACCCCCUGUAUUCGUGAGCCAAAUAUCCCCGGGAUAUGCAAGGGAGGAUCUGGACAAGGCGAUUGCAUGCACAGACGAAGCGCUCUUAGAUUCGUCUAGCCCAGCACAUCUGCACUCGAUGUGUCAACAUCCCAAAUUCAGCAUCCUGCAAGUCGACUAUGACUACAGCGCAUUCGAGUUACCUGGGGACAAUGGAAGACUGAAAUGGAAAAUUGGGUUCGACAAUAUUGGGAGGAAGGUGCCGGAUGGUCCUGGUUACUGGACAUUCAAUCACACAGACCAAAAGAUGGUUGAAGUUAUUCUGUCAGGCAUCGAGAUCGAGCGCGAGAUAUCGAACUCGGAUGUACAGGCCGGAUCCACACUGUUCGGCCAAGCUGGCCAGAAGAAAGAUGUCAAGUACAAACUGAAAGUUGAGAAGGUGGAUCUUGUGCCCCGGCAGUACAAAUUCCUUCCUCCCCCUCCAUCGACUCUUUGGACAAAGAUACGACACUUUUUUGGCUUCGACCCUGCGCCUCCCAAGGGCCACAUUGUAUAUCUCAGAGACGAAUGGGCCGAUUAUGGCAAAAAGAACACCCUGAAGAAUGCGUUCGGUGUUUUUAUCUACGAUUGGCCAUGGGCAACUGUACUUCUGGUCAUUGGUUGUAUCAUCGCGUCGUUACUCGUGUUGUAUGGUGCCUACCGGCUCGUCUUGGUUGCCAUAGAGCAGCGAAGACUAGCGCAGUGGGGAGGCAUGGACGAAGUUUGGCAGCGCAUGCGCGACGUGGGUAAUGAGGAAGACGGACUGCUCGAAGAUGCAUAUCAGGAUGAUCCUGACGAUCCGCCUCGAUAUACAGACGAGGUCCAGGUCAACAAGCCGCUGCCGAGCAAACCUUUACCUGAGAAACCACUGCCAGCAGUACCACUUAUUGACCAUUCAUGAACACUAGAAAUAGUAGAGCUAUGCGGCUCGAUUGGUUUUUCCGUACAUAGACCUUGGAUAUCUCUCUUCUCCAAUGAAGCAUUCCGUGUCCAUGCU
Molecule: messenger RNA, 1612 nt
Organism: Aaosphaeria arxii CBS 175.79
Lineage: Eukaryota; Fungi; Ascomycota; Dothideomycetes; Pleosporales
Exons: 2
Coding region: 197-1516 (439 amino acids)
Source: RefSeq, a predicted model, not a curated record